AUGUUUGACAAUUAACUUCGCUUAUUUUUCUACAGUUGCAAUUUUCUACGAAAGUUCAACGAACAGAUACAUUUGUGAAAAAUGAUUUAGAAUUGUAGUAAAUAGCAAUUUGGAUUGCGAAAAUACCGCAGCACGAUGUCACGAUCAUCGACUAUAUCUGUGGAGCCCAGUUCACCUGUGCAGAAAGUAUGGAAACCCGAAUUGUAUAAAAUACAGCUGGAAGCGCCUACGCCCAAACCUUUGCACCGCACACGCCCCUUAGCAAUAAACAUUACUAAGAAUGAAGCACAUUGUUAUGGUCCAGAGUAUCACGGUUUAAUGGGACAUCUAGAAGCUGAACAACUGUUGUCGAAUAAAUCGGAUGGCACUUACCUGUUACGCCGUAGCCCCAAAGCUGAUGAUUAUUAUACGUUGAGUGUGCGUUUUAAUUAUCGUACAAAACACUUUAAGAUCUAUUACAAGGCCGGCAAAGGACACUACUUGCAGGAACAGUCCAAACACUAUGAUACCAUACAUGAUUUGGUGGCUGAUGGCCUUGUUAAUUUUUAUAUGCAGUUACAUGCUGCACCCAUUAUACUACAGAUUAAUCAGCAAACGCGUAAUUGCUACCAACAAAGUCCAUACAUGACACUUAAUCGACGUAAAUUGCGAGCAUUAUCCCAUGAGCUUGGCAAGUCAAUGGUGUCGGCGAAAGAUAAUUUGGGAGUUGUAGAGAUUACCAACGCCGAUAUCAAUGGCGAAUGCGAUAGUGUCAAAACGCCGUUAAAUAAAGAAGGUACCAGCAAAACGAGGGACGCCAAUGACAACGCCGAUUUGAUACUGCCACUUGUCUAUGAAAAGGCACACACCUUUAAAGUGCACAACUUUAAGGGUCUCAAUUGGUGUGAGUUCUGUGCGAAUUUUCUUUGGGGUUUCACCGCGCAGGGCAUGAAGUGUGAAGCGUGCGGUUUCAUGGCACAUUUCAAAUGCGCCGAGUUGGUGCCGGCUAAAUGUGUGCCAGAUAUGAAACUUAUACGUGGUGUAUUUGGCACUGAUUUGACCACGGUGGUGCAGCUGUAUCAAAGCAGUGUGCCAUUUGUAGUGAGACGGUGUGUGGAAGAAGUUGAGGCGCGUGGCAUGUUGCAGGAGGGUAUAUAUCGUGUAUCGGGCUUCGCCGAUGAAAUAGACGCACUCAAGUUGGGGCUGGAUCGUGAUGGCGAAAAGACAGACAUGUCGGAGAGCGCUUACGGCAAUGUCAAUGUGAUAGCCGGCACAUUGAAACUCUAUCUACGUCUAUUGCCGGUGCCACUCAUCACGUUUCAAGCGUACCCGAGUUUUAUGCAAGCAGCAAGAAGCACCAAUGCCACGGAGCAGAUAAGUAAUAUGACUGAGGCAGCUAAACGUUUACCGCCAGCACAUUAUAAUUGUCUCAAAUUUAUGGCUGAGCAUUUAAAAAGAGUUGCUUCCCAUUAUGCGGCCAACAAAAUGAAUGAGCAUAAUUUAGCCACAGUCUUUGCGCCAACACUGAUAGCCACACCACAGCACUUGACUAAUUUAACCGAGGAGAUUUUUAUGUUAUCUACAUUGAUUGCGAACUGCGCGGAUAUUUUCGUUUAGUCUCAUAUUAUACACUUCAUAUUUUUACGUGUAUUAAAUUGCAGUGGGAAUACUAGUGCAGCUCAAACAGGAUUUUUAGGCAAUAAAUGCACUGAAAGUAUGCAUUAUUUACGAAUUAUUAUUAAGUAACGAAAACUGAGUGAACGCCGGCAGCCACGAAUUUAAAUCAAUUAAAAUUAGUUGUCGAAUAUUUAAAACAAAUUUUACACAUUCUUAAGAAAUUUCAUACAACUUUUUUAUAUAUAAAACCAAAGUAUUUUUUUACGUAGUAAUAAAAAUAAAAAUGAUAUGCAUUUAAA
Molecule: messenger RNA, 1895 nt
Organism: Zeugodacus cucurbitae (melon fly)
Lineage: Eukaryota; Metazoa; Arthropoda; Insecta; Diptera; Tephritidae
Gene: RhoGAP5A
Product: N-chimaerin
Exons: 4
Coding region: 136-1596 (486 amino acids)
Biological process (GO): signal transduction; regulation of GTPase activity
Molecular function (GO): GTPase activator activity
Source: RefSeq, a predicted model, not a curated record